This is a messenger RNA of Bactrocera neohumeralis, 3101 nucleotides long. RefSeq names its product isoleucine--tRNA ligase, mitochondrial (gene IleRS-m). Bases 83 to 2923 code for a protein of 946 amino acids. NCBI's taxonomy places the organism in Eukaryota, Metazoa, Arthropoda, Insecta, Diptera, Tephritidae. The transcript has 12 exons. The record is from RefSeq and is a predicted model, not a curated record. Gene Ontology annotation, cellular component: cytosol. Gene Ontology annotation, biological process: isoleucyl-tRNA aminoacylation. Gene Ontology annotation, molecular function: ATP binding; isoleucine-tRNA ligase activity; aminoacyl-tRNA deacylase activity.
AAACAGCUGAUUUAUAAGUACACAUCUCCUACAAUUCCGGUAGAGUUUUUUAUCCCUGUUUUUUAUAUUAAAUAACCUUAAGAUGUUAAAAUUAAUUGUAAAUAAUACAUAUGUGAGGCAGUUUUCUAUUAAACAGGCAGCAAAACCUCCCAUAAAGUACACAGACACUAUUAAUUUGCCAAAAACAAAAUUUCCAAACAGAUUAAAUGCUGUUAAGCGGUUAGAAUUGGAGCGUAAGCUGGUUGAGGGUGUAUUUUCUGAAGCAUAUAGUUACCAACAACAACAUAAUCAUGAACCAAAUUUUGUUUUGCACGAUGGCCCCCCAUAUGCUAACGGAGAUUUACAUAUGGGUCAUGCAGUCAAUAAGAUUCUCAAAGACAUAACAUUACGUCAGCAUACAGUACGUGGUCAUAAAGUGAAUUAUAUUCCUGGAUGGGAUUGUCACGGUCUGCCCAUUGAAUUAAAGGCAACAGCUGCAAUUAAAGAUAAUAACAUUGCGAGGAUUAAGAAUCAAGAUCCGAUCAGCAUUCGAAAUAAAUCUCGCAACUUUGCCUUAAAUGCAUUGCAACGACAAAAAAACGAAUUUCGUUCAUGGGGUAUUUUGAGCGACUGGUUAAAUGAGGAAAACAUUUAUUUGACAAUGCGGUCGGGAUUUAUAAUAAAUCAACUGAAUAUGUUCAUAGAUUUUUAUGAACGUGGAUUGGUAUAUCGAGACUUAAAGCCUGUCUACUGGUCUCCAUCAUCGCGAACCGCUUUGGCCGAAGCCGAACUGGAGUAUGAUGUGAACUUCGUUAGUCCUUCAGUUUACUUAAGAUUUCUAUUAACUAAUUGGCCCAGUGGUAUAUCACUUUCCCCGAAUACUAAUAUUUAUGCUUUGGUAUGGACUACAACACCAUGGACAAUACCAAGUAAUCAAGCAAUAUGUUACAAUUCAAUACUAGAUUACAGCGUGCUUAAAUUGUCUAAUUAUGGCAAUGAUUUAUAUUUAAUUGCCACAAGUUUAUUGCAAAAUUUUUCGGAAGUUACUGGUAUUACGUACGAGGUUGUAACAACUUUUAAAGGCACAGAACUAUCGAAUUGCACAUACCAACAUCCCUUAUUCCCAGAGCAGAAUAACUUACCAUUCUUCGCUGCUACACAUGUGCAAGACUCAAAAGGCACAGGGCUUGUUCAUACUGCACCUGCCCAUGGACCAGAAGAUUUUUUGAUUGGUCUAGAAAAUAAGUUGCCUGUGAUAUGUUUUGUCAAUGAAGAUGGUGUGUACUCUUCAAAGGCUCCUGGUUUUCUGAAAGGGAAAGAUGUUCUUUGCGAUGGUGAUCAAUUAGUAUUGGAAAAUAUUGCAUCAGAUGUGUUACAUGCCGGUAAAAUAACACAUUCAUGCCCCAUUGACUGGCGCACCAAAGAACCUGUGAUAAUACGUGCCAGUGAGCAAUGGUUUAUGAAUACCGAACAAUUAAAGGAACGAGCUCUUGAAGAGAUCAGUAAAAUAAAUGUUUAUCCACUUGUUCAAGCAGAUGCGAGUAGAAAAGCACUAAUGACACAAGUGCGUAAGCGUCCAUAUUGGUGUAUAUCACGGCAACGUGUCUGGGGCGUGCCCAUACCCGUAUUUUAUGAACGAGAAACGAAGAAUGUUAUUCUGAAUAGAUCUUUAAUCAACCAUAUCUGUGAUCUCAUUAAAAAAGAAGGAAACGCUGACUUUUGGUGGUCGCGAAGUGUAGAGGAGAUGAUACCCCCGAAUAUUCUGGAAUCCCUUAAAAUAUCAGCUACCGAUUUGGAAAAAAGUAGAGACAUUUUUGAUAUUUGGUUCGAUUCGGGCAGUACAUGGUCAAGUGUGUUAAAGGAUGAGAAAGUGGCUGACGUUUACCUUGAAGGUUACGAUCAGUUCAGUGGCUGGUUUCAGUCAUCAUUGCUUACAAGUGUUGCAGCAAGAAAUCAAGCUCCCUACAAGUCAAUAUUUGUACAUGGUUUCACAGUCGAUGAUAAGGGGCACAAAAUGUCAAAAUCAUUAGGUAAUGUUAUUUCCCCAAAGGAUAUAAUUAAAGAAGUCGGAGUCGAUGCUUUAAGAUGGUGGGUGGCUUCGCAUUGUGCGCAAAACAUGACUAUAACUGUUAGUAAGAAGUUAAUGCAACAAGCUGCCGACAGUGUAAAUAAAAUUCGCGCUACAUUACGCUAUUUAAAUGGUGUUAUUGGUGAUAAAUCGGAAAUUCUGAAUGAUAAAAGUACUUUUUUGGACAGAUAUAUUUUAAGUGCGUUGGUAAAACACGAAAAUGAGAUUUGGAAAUUGUAUGAUACUUACGAGUACCAUCGUGUCGUGACCAACACACAAAAUUUUGUGACAAACCAAAUUUCAGCAAUAUAUCUUCACACUAUUAAGGAUCGACUAUAUUGUGGAGAUAACAUCGAUAUAAGAAAUAUACGCUAUACGUUGCUUAAUUGUUAUAAAGUACUCUGUUCUACUAUAUGGCCUAUUAUACCAUUCCUAGUGGAAGAAAGUUGGCAAUAUUACGAUCCUAAAAGGGCAUUUCAUCAACAAAACUUUACUGCUGACCCCGUUUGGAAAGAUGCCGAUGCUGAAAAAACUGUUGGUGUUGCAUUGGAAAUCAAACGGAUUGUUAAUCAAAAAGCGGGCAGCGCGAACUCAUUUAAUUUAGCAGUGGAAAUUUCAUACAACAAAAACAAUGAGGAAAUGCAAAUGCUACGUCUUUUGCAAGAAGAUGAAACAGAAGUAUCUUCCAAUAAUUCAGAGCUAUGUGAAAUACUACAAGUUCAAAGGGUUUCUCUGCAGCCAUCCAACCAUGUAGAUUCUACCAAUAUUAAUGUUCAAAAAUUGGAAUUGACCCUAUGUGCACGCUGUAGACGUUUUGCAGUUGAUAAUGCCGAUUGUGUUUGCGAACGUUGCGCUUGGGUUCUAGCUAACAGAUAAUUGUUAACUUUGAUUAUAUAAGUGUUAUAUUUAAAAGCUUUGUAAGCAUUUCAGUACAGAGUCACGCAGUUUGAGUCGUAAUGACUGCUUUCCACCACAUAUUAUAUGAGUUUCAUUCUCAUCAAAUUUUAUCGUUGUAUCUUCAUUUAUCAAAUGCAACAUAACUACAUUGCCAGUA